Momordica charantia (bitter melon) is the source of this 2267-nucleotide messenger RNA. RefSeq names its product calcium-dependent protein kinase 2. The record is from RefSeq and is a predicted model, not a curated record. Gene Ontology annotation, molecular function: calcium ion binding; protein kinase activity; ATP binding. Lineage: Eukaryota; Viridiplantae; Streptophyta; Magnoliopsida; Cucurbitales; Cucurbitaceae. Gene Ontology annotation, biological process: protein phosphorylation.
UGGCUGGCUAUGUGGAAGAUAUUUUUUAAUUACAUAAUUUUCUCGCCUUGGAAGUUCAUCCCCUUCAACAAUGGACAAUAAUUGACCAACUUCAACUUCAACUCCUUCCGAUUCAAAGACUCAGCUCAUCCUCCAUUUUCUCUUUAGCUCAAGCUUCGAUCCCAUUUCCCAUAAAUCUGCUUUUAGCUCUGAAUCCAGAGCUUCGCUUCCUUCUCCUUCAACCCUCUGCAAUCUUCCCUCUCUGAAGUUCUUUUCAAUUUCUGUUCCCACUGAUUACCUCCCGUUUCAAGAUUCAGCAAAAUCUGCUUCUCACUACCAAUCUUUCAUCUGGGCUUUUCUUCUUUUCGGGUUUCUGAUUUUCAAUUUUAGCCACGGGAUCGUCGAUUUGAUCUGAAAUUGAAAUGGGCAUCUGCACGAGCAAAGGCAAAUACUCGCCGCAGUAUGAUCGUUACGACGAUCAACCAAAAGCCCCGCCUCAGAACACCCACCGGUCGCCGGAAAAUCGUGCCGAGAACCCAUCGGCGGCGAAGCCCUCUGGUCCUCCCAAGAGCCCCAGACAUGCUGCUGUUAGGUCUGAUACGAUUCUUGGGAAGCCAUUGGAGGACGUUAAGCUGCAUUACUCUAUUGGAAAAGAAUUGGGGAGAGGCCAAUUUGGGGUCACUUAUCUCUGCACGGAGAAUUCCUCCGGUAAGCAAUAUGCUUGCAAAUCCAUUUCCAAGAGGAAGCUCGUGACCAGAAAUGAUAAGGAGGAUAUAAGGAGGGAGAUUCACAUUAUGCAGCAUUUGAGUGGCCAACCCAACAUAGUUGAGUUCAAGGGAGCUUAUGAAGACAAGCAAUCGGUUCAUCUGAUUAUGGAGCUUUGUGCUGGCGGAGAGCUGUUUGAUAAAAUUAUUGCAAAGGGCCAUUAUAGUGAGAAAGCAGCUGCUUCAGUCUGCAGGUCAAUUGUUAAUGUGGUUCAUAUCUGCCAUUUUAUGGGAGUGAUGCAUCGGGACCUCAAGCCUGAGAACUUCUUGCUUGCUAGCAAGGAGGAAAAUGCAAUGCUCAAAGCAACAGAUUUUGGGUUGUCUGUUUUUAUUGAAGAUGGAAAGGUGUACAGAGACAUAGUAGGGAGUGCUUACUACGUCGCCCCUGAAGUUUUACGUCGCAAAUAUGGAAAAGAAAUAGAUAUUUGGAGUGCUGGGGUCAUGUUGUAUAUAUUACUCAGUGGUGUACCUCCAUUUUGGGCAGAAACUGAGAAGGGCAUAUUUGAUGCAAUAUUGCGAGGACAUAUCGACUUUGAAACUGAUCCAUGGCCAACAAUUUCUAACAGUGCCAAGGACCUGGUGAAGAAAAUGUUAACUCAGGACCCGGCAAAAAGGAUUACGUCAGCCCAGGUUCUCGAGCAUCCAUGGAUGAGAGAAGGCGGGGACGCAUCAGAUAAGCCAAUGGACAGUGCAGUGUUUACAAGACUCAAGCAAUUUAGAGCAAUGAACAAACUGAAGAAACUUGCCUUAAAGGUUAUAGCUGAAAGUCUUUCUGAAGAAGAGAUCCAAGGCCUGAAAUCAAUGUUCACAAACAUGGACACUGACAAUAGCGGAACCAUCACUUAUGCAGAACUGAAGACAGGACUGGCUAGGCUUGGCUCGACGCUUAGUGAGGCCGAGGUCAAACAACUUAUGGAAGCGGCCGAUGUGGAUGGAAAUGGUACAAUUGAUUACAUCGAAUUCAUCACCGCUACUAUGCAUAGAUACAAGCUAGAGAAAGAAGAGCAUCUUUACAAAGCCUUUCAGCAUUUUGACAAGGAUAACAGUGGUUAUAUCACAAGAGAUGAACUAAAAGCUGCAAUGAAAGAUUACGGGAUGGGCGAUGAGGCAACUAUUAGAGAAAUUAUUUCUGAAGUCGAUGCAGACAAUGAUGGACGAAUCAACUACGAUGAAUUCUGUACAAUGAUGAGAAGUGGAACCCACCAAGCCAAACUCUUUUAACUCAUAGAACAACACAGAAAGGAGAUCGCUGAAGGGACCAUUUAACGCGAGAUCGGUUUUGGAAAGCUUGCCCGUCGAUGGUGAAAAUGUCAAGACUACACCUGAAACUGAAACAUUGGUUUUGGGUUUUAAUGUGUGAUAUUUUUGCAUAGCAAUUGAAUUGUUGUUUAUAUUGUUCUGUAUAAUUUGUUGGCUUGUGUCAGCCAGGUUCAUGUCUAAAGAUAGUUUCCCUGAUGGGAGAAUUUGUAUUGCCUUAAAUGAUCUUGUUUCCUUGAGUACUAAUUAUGUCCACUUGAUCUUUAA